Pterocles gutturalis (yellow-throated sandgrouse) is the source of this 1107-nucleotide messenger RNA. Its product is annotated as FERM and PDZ domain-containing protein 4-like. NCBI's taxonomy places the organism in Eukaryota, Metazoa, Chordata, Aves, Pterocliformes, Pteroclidae. The annotation marks the transcript as partial. The record is from RefSeq and is a predicted model, not a curated record. Gene Ontology annotation, cellular component: cytoskeleton. The transcript has 10 exons.
AUGGUUGUAGCUGCUAGAGAAGAGGAAUUAUCAGUUGGCUCUGAUAUUUCCUGGGAGAAUGUGGCAUCUUUCAUUCCUUGUUCACUGGUUGAUACUGAGCUUAUGUCUCCUAAAUCAGCUUUUAUUAGUGCUGCAAAAAAGGCAAGAUUGAAGUCCAAUCCUGUCAAAGUGCGCUUCUCAGAAGAAGUAAUUAUCAAUGGCCAGGUUUCGGAAACAGUUAAGGACAAUUCACUUCUUUUCAUGCCAAAUGUUCUGAAGGUGUAUCUUGAAAAUGGACAAACCAAAUCUUUCCGGUUUGACUGCAGCACUUCAAUAAAGGACGUCAUCUUAACACUCCAAGAAAAGCUUUCCAUCAAGUGUAUUGAACACUUUUCCCUGAUGCUGGAGCAGAGGGUUGAAGGAUCUGGAACGAAACUCCUUUUGCUACAUGAACAGGAGACUCUAACUCAGGUGACCCAGAGGCCAAGCUCGCAUAAGAUGAGAUGUCUUUUCAGGAUUAGCUUUGUCCCAAAGGAUCCCAUUGAUCUCUUAAGAAGAGAUCCAGUUGCUUUUGAAUAUCUCUAUGUACAGAGCUGUAACGACGUGGUACAGGAAAGAUUUGGACCAGAACUGAAAUAUGACAUUGCCCUACGACUGGCUGCAUUACAAAUGUAUAUUGCAACUGUGACCACCAAACAAACUCAGAAAAUCUCCCUCAAAUAUAUAGAAAAAGAAUGGGGAUUAGAAACUUUUCUUCCAUCUGCCGUGCUGCAAAGCAUGAAAGAAAAGAACAUAAAGAAAGCACUUUCACACCUUGUCAAAGCAAAUCAAAACCUAGUUCCUCCGGGUAAAAAGCUGUCUGCUCUGCAAGCCAAGGUGCAUUAUCUAAAGUUCCUCAGUGAUCUACGGUUGUAUGGAGGGCGUGUUUUCAAGGCAAUACUAGUGCAGGGAGAAAAGCGUUCAGAAGUGACUCUGUUAGUAGGGCCGCGGUACGGAAUCAGUCAUGUGAUAAACACCAAAACAAACCUGGUGGCUCUCCUGGCAGACUUCAGCCAUGUGAACAGGAUUGAGAUGUUUACAGAAGAUGAAACCAGUGUUAGAGUUGAGCUGCAUGUCUUAGAUGUGAAA